AUGGGUCACGAAGAGGAGCUGAGUCCGGACCAAGUGGAUCUGAAAGUAUCCCCAUUUGUGGGAUCCCUACGACGCACUUGGUGUGACUUCUGUGCCACCAGCAGUAUCCAUGGACUGAAGUACACCCGCGAUGAGGACACCAAUAAAAUAGUUCACUUUGUGUGGCUGCUGAUUUCGCUGGUGAUGUUCAUCUGUGCUGUUGUUAUGGCGCACACCUUCUACAUGGACUAUCGCGGCAGUCCCACGCGAAUGAAUGUGGAAAGUGAUAACACGCCCGUUAAUAAUCUUUACUUUCCACCGGUCACAAUUUGUCCAGAUGUUCUUUUCAACAUGCAAAAGUCUAAGGCUUUUCUAAGUACCCUACAACUCCCCCAAGAAGCGGAGCUAGCAGGCAUUCUUCGAAAACUUUACAUUUUCUAUGGUUUUAUGUUCGAUGAUGAACGUUAUUCUUCCCAGGACAUUGAAGAAAUGGAGACCUUACUCUUCCUAAACAAUCUAACAAUCCAACAAUUUGUGGAACACUUACGCUGGGACUGCGAUGAAAUUCUGUAUCGCUGUAGAUUCAAUGGCGAUAUAUUGGACUGUUCUAAGAUUUUUCAGUUAUCCAAGACUUUUUUCGGCCACUGCUGUUCAUUUAACUUACGUCAGAAGGGUCUCAACUUCACCGCCCGGCGAGCUAUUGGAAGUCAAAAAUAUGGUCUGUCGGUGAUUUUGAGGUAUAAAGACGACAGCUACGACCCAAUACAAUCGUAUUCUUAUGGCGUAAAGCUGCUUAUCCAUGAAGUAGAAGCCUUUCCCAGUGCGCAUGCUGCUUCAAAAUUUGUAGCCUUCAACACGGAGACUUUUGCCGCCAUCAGACCCCAGGAAACCAUUUGUUCGCCUGCUGUCAAGGCCUUAGCUAUUGAGGAGAGAAAUUGCGUUUUUCAAAAUGAGUUUCCACUGCGAUAUUUCUCGGAUUAUGUGUACCCCAACUGCGAGAUAAAUUGUAGGGUCACCAAUAUGGUCAAGUUCUGCGGCUGCCACACUUACUUUUUUGACUUUAAUCGCACUUCAGAUAGGAUAUGUACUUUUAGAGAUAUUCCCUGUCUGGUGGAUAAUUUUGCUAAAAUAAUCACAAGGAACAAGAGCACCCAGUGUUAUUGUCCUCUUGCCUGUGAGCACGAUGAUUAUGGUGUACAGUUAUCCAAAUUUCCUCUGCAACUGAACUUGCCAAUGGCGGAUAAGUUCUACUCGGGUUUAGCCAAAAACGAUGGUGUACUGCAUGUCUUUAUAAAUUCCUUUAGCUAUCGUCGCCUACGACGUGACUUGCUUUCCAAUAUGGUUACUUUGGUUUCCAACCUGGGCAGCGCCUUCAGUCUUUUUGUGGGCAUGAGCAUGCUCUCGGUGGUGGAGAUUAUCUAUUAUUUUUCAGUAAUUCUGCGGAAGAACUACAAAAUGGAGUGUGAAGCACGCAAUAAGAUCCUUCAUAAUAGGCGAAAGUUCGCACGACCCAAAUUGAAUGACACUCACAGUAAACAAGGGAAAUCAGUUUUCAUAAUUCACAAAUCGUAA
Messenger RNA from Drosophila subpulchrella, 1551 nucleotides. It is a transcript of the gene Nach, whose product is annotated as sodium channel protein Nach. Gene Ontology annotation, biological process: sodium ion transmembrane transport. Gene Ontology annotation, molecular function: ligand-gated sodium channel activity. NCBI's taxonomy places the organism in Eukaryota, Metazoa, Arthropoda, Insecta, Diptera, Drosophilidae. Bases 1 to 1551 code for a protein of 516 amino acids. The record is from RefSeq and is a predicted model, not a curated record. Gene Ontology annotation, cellular component: membrane. The transcript has 6 exons.